This is a messenger RNA of Pyricularia pennisetigena, 3384 nucleotides long. RefSeq lists its product as uncharacterized. The transcript has 2 exons. Gene Ontology annotation, cellular component: small-subunit processome; CURI complex; UTP-C complex. The record is from RefSeq and is a predicted model, not a curated record. NCBI's taxonomy places the organism in Eukaryota, Fungi, Ascomycota, Sordariomycetes, Magnaporthales, Pyriculariaceae. The coding region runs from base 1 to 3384 and encodes 1127 amino acids. Gene Ontology annotation, biological process: rRNA processing; tRNA export from nucleus.
AUGGAGACCUCACCCCCCAAACGUCGGAAACUGUCGCAGUCCGCCGAUGCAACAAUGCUUGGCUCUGCCACUCUCGAAGCAGCCGCUAGUUCGGCCGGCAUGUACCGACCCAGUACCUUUAUCCUGGAAACCGAGGAGCUACUCAAAGAAGUAAAGGUAGACUCUACAAAGUCGCUUACAGGCGUUGAAGAGCUGCUGCAUCAAGUGAAGAGCGCCGUUGAAGCUCUUCAAGGCCAUGAACCAGUUCCCAUACACGAUGCCAUCCAGAAGUUCGAAAACAAGCAUGACAUUGUCAUUCCUUUCCCUGAACCACGCCCAAGCCAAGAUUCGCCCUACAAGCUUUCCUUGGACACACCAUCGACAUUCAACGUUGUGGGGAGCUAUGUCCUCAAAACCAUGGUCAAGUCUCAGGGUGAUCUAGCCGUCGACAUGGUCAUUGAGAUGCCUAAGUCUAUGUUCCAGGAAAAGGACUUUCUGAACUUGCGGUACUUCUACAAAAGGUCAUACUUCCUGGCGAACGUUGCUGCGGCAGUGCGCAAGGCACUGCCUGACCUCGAGGUUUCUUUUGAGAAUAUUCACGAAAACCCACUCGCUCCCAUUCUCUGUGUACAAAAGUCAUCCGCCAAUGCGGGAACCAAGAAGCGACAGUCCAAUGGCUCUAAAAUUUGCUUGACAGGAGGGCCCAAGGUUUUGGUCAUCCCAUGCGCCCCCGCCGAUCUGUUUCCGAAGAAUAAGCUCACUUCCACAAGCAAUUGCAUUCGUUCUUCAACUGCCGACGAGAAAAAGGAGACUCAGCCACCAACACCAUUUUACAACUCUACCGUCAAGUCUGACAGCCUAUACUUUGCGUAUUUCAAGACCCUCUUACAGACCAAAAAGUCGUCGCCAGCUUUCCUGGACGCUUGUACUCUUGGACGCGUGUGGCUUCACCAGAGGGGAUUCAGCGGGUCGAUCUCACGUGGCGGUUUCGGACACUUUGAAUGGGCGUUGCUGUUGACUCUGCUCAUGCAGGGUGGCGGUGGACGCAAAGGCGAAGCAGCUUUAUCUUCGUCACUCAGCAGCCACCAAUUAUUCAAGGCGACCAUGCAGUUUCUGGCAAAGUCAGAUUUCACCAGUGGCAGCCACAGACCUGUGAUACUCGGAAAGUCUAGCGCUGAUAUCUCAUCCGAUGGCACACGCGAGCCUGGUCCUGUGCUCUAUGAUGCGGCCAGACAACACAACUUUGCGUACAAGAUGAGCCCUUGGUCGGCAUCACUCCUCAGGAAACACGCGAAGUGGACACUGGAUCUUUUGAACGACAGCACUGUAGAUCAGUUUUCGCCAACAUUCAUCAUGAAAGCGGACGUACCCCUCCAAGUCUUCGACUUGGUCGUCAAGGUACCGUGUCCUGAUGCUAAGAAUUCUGCAAGUUCUGUAUCUCGAGGACCGACAUUCGAAUUCGCAAAUCGGGUGUAUAAGAUUAUCAACAAAGCUCUGAGCGAGCGUAGUCAGCUUGUGCAUGUUCAAAUCCCAGAACAGCACCACUGGUCUAUAUCGGAACCGGCGGCUCGACAGGAAACCGGUGAGCUUCUAGUUGGGGUCAUAUUCAACCCUGCUGAGAUGGCUCGCACCGUCGAUCACGGGCCAUCUGCCGAGGAUAAAGUGGAGGCCAGAAAGUUCCGGCAGUUCUGGGGUGAACGAUCGGAGCUGCGACGUUUCAAAGACGGCACUAUUCAAGAGACACUUAUCUGGAAGCAGACCACUGCUUUUGGUGUUUGCGAAGAGAUUAUUGCUUAUAUUCUCAACCUGCAUCUCAAGAUACAUCACGAUGAACUCGAGUUCCGCGGCAAUGGCUUUACGUCCCUCAUUCACGCGAAGCCCACAGAUUCAACGGCCUACUCUGCUGCCGUACAGGCUUUUGCUGAUCUCGAAAGAGAGAUAAGGGGCCUGGAAAACUUGCCACUUCAAGUGAGACAAGUGGCUCCAGCGGCAGCAGAACUUCGCUCAGCUUCAGUGAAGCCACCGCAAUUGGACUCUGCUCGGGGGCCAUAUAGGCCAAUGGAUAUUGUGAUAUACUUUGAGGCUUCUGGGAAAUGGCCUGACAACAUCGCUGCAAUUCAGAGGACUAAGGUUGCUUUUCUACUCAAGAUUGGCAGUAUGCUGGAGUCGGCAAACUCAAGUAUUACCACUCAUGUCGGGCUUGAAGACGCUGAGCAUGAGCAACAAAACCUUGCAUUUUUGGAUAUAGUCUACGACGAAGGUGCAGUUUUUCGACUACGAGUUCAGAGCGACCUUGAGGAGAGUCUAUUUGAGAGGCAGACCAAAGAUAAAACACUCGACCAACAUGUGCGCGCCGAAAGCUCGAACCACCUUGCUACUUUCCGACGCCAAUAUACCCAUCUCCCGAUGCUGAACAGGACAGUUUCUACCCUCUGCACGCGUUUCCCUGCCCUCUCUUCAACGAUUCGUCUAGCGAAGCAUUGGUUCAAUUCUCACAAAUUGAGCAAUCAUAUACUACCUGAAGCGGUUGAGCUGAUGGUCCUUCACGCGUUCCUCAACCCUGCGCCCUGGCAGACACCCACAAGUGCCACCACCGGGCUACUUCGAACAUUACUGUUGCUUUCCAAAUGGGAUUGGCGAAACGAUCCUCUGGUCGUCGACCCGUCUGCAGAUAUGAAUAGCGAAGAGCGGAAGGCAGUUGCUACAAGGCUCACGGCAUGGAGGCAGACGCUGGAUCCUGCCAUGAACCGCACUGUUCUGGUUGUUGCUACGCCUUCUGAUGCCACCGGAACUGCUUUUACCACUGUGGACGGCCAACCCUUCCCAAGUCGUGUAGCUGCUUCACGAAUGACUGCCCUCGCACGCUCGGCGUGUCGGCUUGUUCGCGAAAAGGGGGUGGACCUGGAGCCUCGCAUGUUGUUUGUGCCUUCUACCGCCGAAUACGACGUCUUGGUGCGGCUGGAUGGGUCUGUAGUCAAGAAGUUCGCCUCACUCAAAGAUGGCAAUGCGCCAAAGUCAAAGUUCAAGAAUCUGGACCCGUCGAUGGCGCAAGGUCGCGUACCACUGGCCAGGGAUCCUGUUGACACUCUUUUGGGAAGAUUGUCUGAUGUUUACGGCUCAACUCUUGUGUUCUUCUACGGUGGCUCUCAGGAUGCUGUCAUCGGUGGCUUGUGGAACCCUAUGCUGGCGAGGCGGUCUUUCCGUGUCAACUUGCCGUGCUCGUUCAAGCCAGUCGAACAAUCAAAAUCGACGGCGGAAACCAAAUCAGAACAAGACGAGGACAAUGAAAGUAGUGAGAAUGAGGGCGAUGAUCUAGUUGAGGUUAAUCGAGACGCUAUUUUGUCCGAAAUAGCGAGGAUAGGAGGCGACUUGAUUGAGAGCAUCGAGGUGAAGAAAGGUGGUUAG